AGACCCAAGCCGGGAGAGAGAAAAACUCUGUUACUCACUCAGUCUCCAAGUUUGAGAGGAAGUUACCACCUCUUCCCCAGACUCUGAACACGCACUGCUGGCGGAGGCACACACAUACACUCACACACAAGUUGUUCAGGACAGCAGAAAGCGUGAAACAGCCAGGACUGCUUGUAAAUGUGUUUGUGGAGGGAAAGAAGAUUUGCACUUGAUCUGAAGAUCUCGGAGUGGACUGAACAACUUCUUCUGGGACGUUUUCCUCUCAUCACCUACCAGGUGGCCAAAUGAACUGUUUAGCCUGAAGACCAAAGAUCAUAGGCCCUGAUUCAACAGCAAGGGAGAGAGUGAAAGGACCGAGACCACUGCAGCCUCGCUUUACAUUAUGAGUCGCAACUGAGGAAUUUCUUUAGGUUUCCAUUUUGUGGUUUGAAAAACUGAAAACAAAAAAAAUGGACGUUAAGAAAAAAGAAAUGGAUCUCCUUAGCAACAGCAUUGCAGCUUUUGCACACAUCAAAGCCAAUCCGGAGAGCUUUGGGCUUUACUUUGUCCUGGGAGUGUGUUUCGGCCUGGUGUUGACCCUCUGCCUCUUGGUGAUCCGCAUAUCCUGUAAGCCACGGACCAAGAUCGCGGCCCCCACGCCUGAAAAGAACCCCUUAAGAGACAUCAGCGUGGAAGAUGAGGAAAGCGAUGAUGAUGAGGAUGAGGAAGGGGAAGAAGGAGAGGCCUCUGUUCCAUUGCCCAUCACAGAAAUCCCUGUUGGGAAUCAUACCAGCCAGUCAGAUGGCACUCUGAGUGUGAACGUUUUUACUUCAGCUGAGGAGCUGGAGCGCGCACAGAGGCUGGAAGAGAGAGAACGGAUCAUCCGGGAGAUCUGGAGGAAUGGCCAGCCUGAUAUCCUGGGAACGGGAACAGGGACUAUUGGAAGAGUGCACUACUACUAAUGAACAGAACGCUUCCAGGAAAUCUGAGUUUGUAACAGACUGGACAUAAAAACAUUUGGGCCUGGUGUCCCUUCAACUUGAGAGCUUCUUUUUUGAUCCAAAGUGACUUGUGGGACAUAAGAAUAUCAGUGCCAAAUUUGAGAUAUUUUGUUUUGGCAAAGCUGAACUUUGAGAUAUUGCACUUCUUAUGUAGCACUAUGCAUUACUGUCAACUGACUAUGCGUAUUUCAACUUAAAGGUGUCUUAGUGGCCUCUUUGGAAAUCAAGUGGAAUUGAUGGAGGAACGGAAGGAUUCGUGGAGGUUUCAGUCUGUAAAUAUAUAAGAGGGAAUAUAGAUAUUGAACAUGCGAAUGUUUUCUCUCAGUUCAUAUUCCUAAAUAUUCCUAAAUUCACACCAGAUGUCAGGAACACAAGUAAUCCCAAAAUAAAAUGAAAUUCAAAUGAAUUAGUUCAUAAAUUCCUCUUUCACAUACUCUGAUACUCUGUUUUUCAAUAAAUUUUCAAUGGAUUUUAAUUGGGUCAAAGUCUGGUGAUUUAAGUUUUUCAAGUGAUGUGAAGUUCCACUUUUCCAAACAUGCUUGGACAAUCAAAGUCAUGUUUUGGUCUCAUGUAACCAGAUUCUUUUAUCCCAAGGUUUCUAUAUGUUUUACAGAUGAUCCACAAAAUAUUUCAAAUGAGCUUCAGCAUUUUUAUUUCAAUAAUGGAGCCUAGUGCACCAUUAGUGGUGAAAGUCAUGACUGUUGGGUGCGUUACUUGUAGGUUUCAUGUGACAUUUGUACUUGCUAAUUGCUCUGUUAGUGGUCCUUUGCUCUUUUAAAACUCUCCUGAGUAUUUCAGCGACAACUCUGGGCAUUAACCUUCCAAGGACCACUUGGUCAUGUAUGGCUUAUACUGAAAUUAUGUUCCUUCCACUUUGGGAUUAUUCUCCAAAGAGUCCACUGUGGAACAUUAAAAAAAGUAUAAAUAUAUCUGUAACCAAUAGUAUCAGUUUGUUUUGCAACAGUUGGAUUAGAAAAGUCUUGAGAGAGCUCUUUGUCCUUAUCCAUCAUGACAUCCUUGGUAAUGAGAAACCUUUUUUUAAUCGACUACACCAGCAGGACAUUAACAGGCACUGUUAGAAAGCAUCGUUUUUUUUCUGUAUGCUUGCAAAUUUUACUGGUUUCUUGCUGCCUGUGGCUCUGUGCUGCUUUUUUUCUCCUUUUCAAGGUUAAUUUCUCAUUUCAUUCCAUUUUAUUACGCAAAACUUAAUUUGUGGGCUUAUUUGUUUGGCUUUCCUUUUGUAUAUGAAUUACUUGGGUGGCAAAUGACAUCUGGUGUCAAUUCAAUGGCAUGCUAAAAGGACCAUUAAAAACACUUACUGAGAAAAUUGUUAACAUGGUCAAUACUUAUUUUCCCACUGUAUUUGGUGCUUAAUGUUAAAACAGCAGGUUUGCAUAUAUUAAGGAAAACAAUGCAGCAAUAAAAAAAUCUAAAGUUUGUCUCUCCUAA
This is a messenger RNA of Poeciliopsis prolifica (blackstripe livebearer), 2429 nucleotides long. RefSeq names its product eva-1 homolog Ba (C. elegans) (gene eva1ba). The transcript has 4 exons. The record is from RefSeq and is a predicted model, not a curated record. NCBI's taxonomy places the organism in Eukaryota, Metazoa, Chordata, Actinopteri, Cyprinodontiformes, Poeciliidae. The coding region runs from base 450 to 941 and encodes 163 amino acids.